Scedosporium apiospermum is the source of this 804-nucleotide messenger RNA. RefSeq lists its product as uncharacterized. The record is from RefSeq and is a predicted model, not a curated record. NCBI's taxonomy places the organism in Eukaryota, Fungi, Ascomycota, Sordariomycetes, Microascales, Microascaceae. Bases 1 to 804 code for a protein of 267 amino acids. The transcript is spliced from 2 exons.
AUGGUGGCUUCAUCAUGGCUCACGGUGGCACUUGGGGCUGUUAGCCUCAUGCCAGGAGCCAUGGCGUUCAUCCCUCCAGUUAACACCUCUACCCAGGCUGACUACUUCUACCCUGAACGAUGCACCGUUUCCAGUCCGAGCACCGGAAAUUGGUCCGUCUAUCCCAACCUCAAAGCCAUCAAGAGGUGCCAGCAGACUAUGUUCUACGACUUCUCGCUGUAUGACCCUGUCGCUGACCCGAGCACCAGUCAUCGCAUCCAAACUUGCUCUUCUUUUGGCCCAGAUUUUGACAACCUGCCAUCGGAGGCGGUGGCCGCCAACCUUGUCCAGUCCGCCACUUCUGUUAAUGUCGAGUUUGAGCUUGGAUGGUGGCACAAGGCUUUUAGCCUUGCGAAGGGGGCUAUCUGGUCGCUUGUGGGGCAGAUUCCAACCAUCAGCGUUUACAUCGGCCAAGAUCUGCUGAACCAAGGCCUCAGCACCUCAGCCCUCCAGACUUUUCAGGACAACUUUGACAAACUCAACAUCACGACGCCCGGCAUAGCUAUACAGCUCUGCGGCUUGGGCUAUGAUAGGACUCACGUCUUUGGCGUCGCAGUUACCAGCAACACCACGUUUACCCCCAUUCAGAGUGCCAUCAAGUCCUGGGCCAAUACGACAUGCCUGUCCUUCCUUAGGUCGAAAAGCUUUCCUGGCAAGGCCACGUUCACCACUCCUCUGCUGAACGGUACUGAGACGGAGCAGUGCAGCCUGCCCGCACACUACAAGAACGAAUCAAAAGAGAAACAGAUGGUCAAAUGGGUCUAG